AUGACCUCGACGGAGUACAAGGUCAUCAAGGUGGGCUCGCGGGAGUCGCCGCUGGCCAUGGCGCAGACGGAGAUCGUGGUCAAGCUGCUCAAGGAGGCGCAGCCCGACACGACCUUCACCAUCCACGGCAUGACGACGACUGGAGAUAGGGACCAGAAGACGGCCCUGUACAACUUUGGUGGCAAGGGCCUGUGGACGUCUCAGCUGGAGGAGAAGUUGGCGAGUAAGGAGCUGGACAUUGUGGUGCACUCUCUCAAGGACAUGCCCACCACCCUCCCCGACGGAUGCGUUCUGGGUGCCAUAACGGACAGGGAGGAUCCGCGCGACGUCCUCGUAAUAAAAAAGGCGCUCAUCGACGGCAAGGGGUACAGGAGCCUUUCCGACCUCCCGGAAGGCAGCGUCAUUGGCACGAGCAGCAUCCGCCGCAUGGCCCAGCUGCGCCGCCGCUACCCCGGGCUCAAAUUCAAGGACCACCGUGGAAACAUCCAGACGCGCCUGCGCAAGCUGGAGGAGGACCCGGAGUUGACGGGCACCAUCCUCGCCGCCGCUGGCCUGCAGCGCAUGCAGCUCGACGAGCACAUCUCCCAAUUCCUUCACUUCGACAACGGAGGUAUCCUGCAUGCCGUGGGACAGGGAGCCCUGGGCGUCGAAUGCAGGGCUGGCGACGCCCCUGUUCUGGAGAUGCUGAGCAAGUUGCAGGACCCCCAAACGGCGUUGGCCUGCAUUGCUGAGCGCAGCGUCAUGAGGUUCCUCGAGGGUGGGUGCAGUGUGCCCAUCGGCGUCGAGACGAGCUGGGUCGACGGCAAGCUGCGUCUGAGGGCUACCGUUGUCAAUGUUGAUGGCACAGAGGCUGUCGAUGCAGACGACACCGAGGCGAUCACUACGACCGAGGAGGCCGACCAGUACGGAAAGCGCGUUGCCACGGAUCUCGUCACCCGUGGCGCUGACAAGAUUCUCGCGUCUAUUACUUCGAACAAGCCUUAG
Molecule: messenger RNA, 984 nt
Organism: Geosmithia morbida
Lineage: Eukaryota; Fungi; Ascomycota; Sordariomycetes; Hypocreales; Bionectriaceae
Product: hydroxymethylbilane synthase
Exons: 1
Coding region: 1-984 (327 amino acids)
Biological process (GO): heme biosynthetic process
Cellular component (GO): cytoplasm
Molecular function (GO): hydroxymethylbilane synthase activity
Source: RefSeq, a predicted model, not a curated record